AUGAGUGUAUUAUCAAGCUCAAAUUACGAGUCUGAGCAAAUAAGGGCUCCAUCCAAGAAGUUGUCUGGGUUUUCAAGCCAGUUCUCCCCACACAAUAAUGUGCGUAGGGAUCUUUCAACCCCGAAGAUGUCAAGGUUUAACCAACAGAGGAGAUCUAGUAUGUUGCUUUAGAGUUGAAUAGUCCAUUCAACAGGAGCGAUAUGCUUCAAAAACUUGAGAGAAAGGAACGAAGCAGUAUUGUUCUCCGGAAAGUUACCAAUGCUCAUCUCAAGUCAGCUAGGUCUAGUGACAAAAUGAGUGUUACGAGUAAGGUCACGCUUCCUAAAGAGCUUUACAGAUCCAAUAAUAUUACUAAGGAGAAUAAGUCUCAGUGGGAGAAUACUAGCCGCAAGAUCAGAGCCAUCAUUCCUAUUUUUGUGAAGAAUAAUAAUGAACAAACAAGGAAAGAUAUGAGGAAAAUUCAUUCUCGUCGGAAAUCUAUUUUUAGUAUUUUUAGUAAGAGUUCAAGAAAAAGUAGAAAGUCGAAUAAAAGCUCUGCAUCAGAGUCGAAGAAAUCUGUUAAUAAAAGUGUCAAAUCUUAUCGCAGAGUCAGACAGAAGGACUCAAGAAAGAGUAUUCUUAGGAAAGUUCGAGAUGCAAGGAGAUCUACUCUGUUUACGAGAAGUCAGAAGUUGAUCAUGAGAUCCAAUCAGACUCCUUCUUCGAAGAAGACAAUGGAGUUGAAAGAGUCUACCAAAAGUCUUAGAGAAAACAGAGAGGCCAAGCCUAGCUCUGACUCAGAAAUAGAUGAAAUGCUUUCAACCAUUAUGAAUACUACAGAGAUUGAUGAGGAGAUUAUCAACCAAGGGUGCUUGGUCGUGGUCAAUCAAUUUGGAACUCAAAAGUCUAAAUAUAUGAUCGAUCCUGAUCAUACUUAUAAAGGCAUGUGGGACUUGUUUAACUUUAUCUUAAUUGCGUACCAAUGAGUGGUCACUCCUUUCAGGAUCUGCUUCGAUCAACCCCCUGAAGGAUUCACGUUCUAUGUGGAACUACUCAUGGAUUUGGUGUUCGUCAUUGACAUACUUGUGUGAUUCAAUGUUGGGUACUACCACAAAGGAACAAAAGUUAUGGUGAGAAAGAAGGUUAUUUUUAAUUAUAUCUUUGGAUGGCUCAUUCUUGAUAUUGUUGCUUCUUUCCCAUACAGCUAUGCGAUGGAGAUCUUUAUUGACUCUGGAGAUGGAGACAGCUCAGCGGCAGCAUCAACAGCCGCUUCAGCUCCGAGGCUGUUGAGAUUGUUAAAGAUUGUCAAAUUCUUAAGAAUUCUGAAAAUUGUCAGAGUUUUGAAGCUUAGGAAGCUAUUCCACAAGCUUGACGAUUUCUUAGUCAACGAUAUGAUGUAUAUUAUGACGGAUUCUUUCAAGCUUUUGAUAUUUAUAUUCAUGCUAGGUCAUUGGGUUGCUUGAAUGUUUUACUUUGUGGGUACUUAUGAUGAAAACCAGGAUAAUUGGAUAUACUCUUUGUCUCUGAAUCAUGAGAGUACUUAUGAUUUGUACAUAACUUGAGUCUAUUUCGCAUUCUCAACAAUGUCAGGUGUUGGUUAUGGAGAUAUGCGUCCGUUUACUAACAUUGAACGAAUAUUUUCUAUAUUCUGCAUGCUUAUUGCUACUGGGCUCUCAGCAUACCUUAUUGGAGCUUUAAGUGCGAUUUUUAAUCGAUCGAAUAUUCUUGCGAAGGAGAUGAAGCUAAAAUCCUUGCACAUCAACCAAUUUUUGAUGCAUCACAAGGUUCCAAACGAACUUCGGAUCAAGAUAUUGUCCUACUUAGAUUGUUUAAUUGAGUACAAAAAGGUCGAGAAGCUUGAGGAGCGGGAAGUAUUAGAUUUGUUGAACCAUAACCUCAAAGAACAGGUCAUUGCUUUCCUCAAUGGAAGCAUCAUUAAGGAGUGCAAGAUGUUUGAUCAGUUUGACCUCUCCUUUAUUGGCGAAAUCAUUUUCUGUCUUACUCGUAAACUCUAUUCUAUAAAUGACAAUGUAUUUGAAGAAGGAGAUGUAGCCACCAAAAUGUACUUCAUUGGUAAAGGAAGUGUCAUAAUUGUGAACUACAAGAAAAAGUGAUUUAUUCAAGAACUUGGGAUGAAUUCGACAUUUGGAGAAGCUGCGUUUUUCUCAGGCAAAUUACGUUGAGCAACUGUCAGAACAACUGCUUUUACAGAAAUGGUCGUUCUUGAGAAGGCUGAUUUUGAGAAGAUUAUAGCACAUCACAAAGAGGACGAGAGAUUGUAUAAAUCUAUGAAGAAGAGAAUCAUAAAGAAAAAUGAUUACUCUAAGCUCGGCCUUAAGUGCUAUAUUUGCCAUGAGCUCGGUCACCUUUCGAUGGACUGAACUGAGUUCUGGAAGAUAGAGGGCAAUAUAAUGAGAAAUUUGAAGGAGGCCAAAGUUAAUAAGGCUCCUCUAAAGUUUCAAAGAACAGUAAUCAGGAAGCUUAUUCGACCAUCCCAGAGAGGAUUCAGAGCUUCUCUCAACCCAGAGGACAUGAUGAGGAGCCAAAUUGAUGCUGCUAUCCAAAUAGUCAAAAGAGAUAAAGCAAGGCACAAAUCACUCAUGGGCGAUGGAAUCAUCGAAGAAGUAGAUGAAUAUUCUAGUUCUUCGUCAUCCUCUUCUUCGAGCAGCUCCUCGAGCUCUGAGAGUGGCUCCUCCUUCAAUAUAUUUGGGUCGAAUUCUGAUGAGGAAUCUUCAAGCAAGAAUAACAAAUCGAUUAAAGUAGAAAAGCUUUCUUCUAAGAAAAAUAUUCGGAAAAAGAAAAAGAAAUCUGAAGAUAUGGAAUCCCUGAGAAGUUCUGAAGAGGAGUUUUCUGUUGGUCAGGCUCCUUCGGUCGAUCAACUUGAGAAGCCAAUGUAAAUGCAUAAGCUACUUCAGGUUCUUCUGAGAGGUUGUUUGUCGAAUAAAUUUAUUCAUGACUAUAAUCUUCUGAUGCUGCCUGUUCAUCGACUUCAGCCUAGUUCAUUGUAUUGGAU
Messenger RNA from Moneuplotes crassus, 2992 nucleotides. The record is from the annotation of a GenBank genome assembly. Lineage: Eukaryota; Ciliophora; Spirotrichea; Euplotida; Euplotidae.